GACUUUUCAGCAUGGCCUGGAUGAGUCUGCUUCACAUUCCUUAAAAUCAUUUUUCAACCAACCUUUACAUUGGGUUUCGUGCAUAUCACAUUUCUACCCUUCUUUACUCAGGACUCCAUCAGCUGGAGGAUUGAAGGCUGAGGGUCAAUUGAAACUGCUCUUAUCCCAGCCAAGCUGUAAUUGGAACCUGCUUCUGGAAACCCUACUGCAUCAUGAUGGUCUUUUACUGAGAAUCUUGCUGAAGAGCUCAAAACAUAUCAUUCAAGAACAAGUUUCUGAUACAGAAAAUUAUCUGAACCAAGGACCCAGCUUGAUGGAAGCUAUCUUUAAAGUACUGUACCACUGCAAUCUUUCUCCACAAACAUUUGGAAAUGUUUUUGUGACCUACAUGGAAGAAGAACAAUUAUGGGACUUUUUAGGUAACAUUCCAGUCUCAACCUGCAUGGAGUCUGAGCAGGAGUUCAUCCGAUGCUUGAGAUUAGCACUGAUGGAUGCCGUCAAGGACAUUGUACAGCAGAUAAUAUCUGUGAUGAGCUCUGGGAGAAACCGUGAAACAGAACUAAACAAGCAUAGUGUUCCUGAUCAUUUGCUUGCGAGCAUCCCAAAAGAAUGGAAUUAUAUUCCAAAAGAAACCAAAAGGAAAGAAUCAAAUAAAGGCUUCACAAGACUUGCUGCUCAAGCAGUAUCUAUUGUAAUCAGCAAGUUACCUACAGUGAUUGCAUGUUUGCCUCCCUCAAUUAAAUACUUCUUUUUUCUGUCGGAGAGAAAAAUGUCAAAAAAUUUUGUUGAAUUGAAGAAAGCUGGCCUGCUUGUCUGGAACUUGAUUGUAAUUAUAUGUCAGAUAUUUGAGGAUGGAAACACUGUGGAACUUUUAACAGGUGCCUCCCUUGACAGAUGGAGUAAAGAGAAACUCAGUUUAAUUUGUGUGUGUUUGGAAAGCAUCAUGGGACAGCAGACAAGUAGCCCUAAUCAAGUGACACACAAGGUCGUACAGAGCAUUGAGCAGCAAAAGCCCAACUGGAUUGAACGCCAAUUGUUGAAAGCAAGGAAACUGAGCACUGAAUGUGCACUUAUGACAAUAGAGAAAACCACAGCCUUAGAAGGAGAUAUUGCUCUUGAACUGACUGAGCAGAAAAUAAACACGAUGGUCCUGGAUCUUUGCCACAAACCAGGUGGCUGCGAGUACCUGAGGCAAAUUUAUCACAUCAUGCGGCUCAAUGAGGAAUAUUUAAAAGAACAGCUGUUUUCUAUGAAUGGUUCUGAGAAAAAGCCAUUACCUAUCCGACCUUUAAAGACAACCUUGAGGAGUGUGGAAAAUCAGCCUUCUGCCUUCAACCCUUUCCAUGUGUAUAAGGUGUUUCGUGAAAACAUGCUAGAUCAGUCAGCCAUAACAAAAUGGAACUGGAAUUGGUCAAACUUGCUGCCAAAUUAUCUGGGACUGGAUAAGAUGACCUUCAGUGUACUGCUCAAAAACAGGUAA
Messenger RNA from Galeopterus variegatus (Sunda flying lemur), 1480 nucleotides. RefSeq lists its product as uncharacterized. The record is from RefSeq and is a predicted model, not a curated record. The transcript is spliced from 8 exons. Lineage: Eukaryota; Metazoa; Chordata; Mammalia; Dermoptera; Cynocephalidae. The annotation marks the transcript as partial.